AAUAUGAAAACAAGAAAAAGUAAAUAGAAAUGUAUAAAAAUUCUAUAAAAUACGGAUUUGUUAUCAUAUAUAUCCUAUUAUCAUAAUUUGGGAAAAAUAUCUAGAAGGAUUUGUUAUCAUAUGUAUCCUUCCUGUCAUCCUUUUAGAGUAAUUAUCAUAGUUGUGGAGGCAUAUCUAUUGUCUGUCUUCUAUUAUAAAUGGUGUGGAUGAGUUAUAACUGAUAUUUAAGGACAUAACAUGUGAACAAGAGUAGAAAGCAUCAUCAAGAAAUUUGUAAAUUUCUCGAGGUAAUAUUACUAUCGCUGAUUACUAUGUCUUUUCUAUUGAGAUAACUCUAUAUAUUAGAUGUGUUUUUGGACGUGCCCUAAGAAGUUGUAUGUUUUUUAGUUUUGAGUUUGUCCUGUCGCCAUGAAGACAAAGGAGAUGGAAAACAGCAAUAACGAAGGAGUGAUCACAACCUUCAGACAUAGCUUGGACUCAAUCCCUCUUGAUCUAAUAAGCGAUAUACUCUUAAAAUUUCCUGCAAAAUCCCUUGUCGAGUUCACAUGUGUAUCAAAUACAUGGUACUCCAUAAUCCGCAGCCAAAUGUUCAUAAAAACUUUCAUGUCAAUAUCUAUCUCUCGACCUCGUAUCCUUCUCACCUUCAAACGUAACCACAACGGCGAAAAUGAACUGCUCUUCUUUUCGUCGCCUGAUACUUCUCAAGUAUCAAAUGAUUCAUCAUCAGUAGUGUCCAGACACGAGAUGACGAUGUCAAGAACCUCUCUUGGUGAUUACAUAAUCCAUAGUCCUUCUGUUCGUGGCUUUUUAUGUUGUUCUCAUCAACAUCAAUACAUGGUAUGUAAUCCAACUACAAGACAAGUCAUAAACUUACCCGAGGAUCAUCGUUUUGACCACGGUACAAUGAAAUGUUACAUGCAUUUGGGAUACGAUCCAAGCAGUGAUAAGUACAAAGUGUUGCGAAUGGUCACCCAACCGGGGAGCAACUUAGUUUCUGAGCAUAGUGUGUAUACAUUGGAACGUCAACAAUGUUCUUAUUCUCCGUGGAGGUGCGUUGAAGGUGAUAUAUCUAACUAUAUUCCUAGUUCUAAUGGCGUGUGCAUUAACGGAGUUGUGUAUUAUGAAGCUAGGAUAAAGCCAUGGAUUAGCUCUGUAGUACUGGUUACUUUUGAUUUUGGUUCUGAGCGUUUUUGUCAGAUUAAAACACCAGGAGAAAAGUUUACUUGUCUAGCAAACUACAAAGGGAAACUAGCAGGCCUUAGUCUCCUAGGUAAUAGUUUUAAUUUGUGGGUUCUCGACGAUGUGAAGGAGCAAACCUGGUCGAAAACAGAUACAUUUGUUUUGUCCCAUACUUUGUGGAAUAUACAGCUAAAAUUUUCAGGAACCACUGAUGCUGGGGAACUGGUUUUUGCACCAAGUUCAUUUUCUGAUGACUUCCAUGUUUUCUAUUUCGAUAUAAAGGAAAAGACAAUGAGAAGAGUUAAGCUUGAAGGAGUCACAAACGAUGAGGAGUUUAGAUGUCGUAGAAAACAUCUUUGUUAUGUAUCAAUCUCAUGUGACCAUGUGGAAAAUAUUUACCUGUAUUAAUUCAAAGUAAAAGUUGUUCUAGUUAACUUUUUGUCAUUUUAUCUCUUUUUAUUUUAUGUUUAGCUAACCUUUAUUGACAAAAAAAAAAGAAGCUAACCUUUAUUAAUUCCAAUAAUGAAUUUCAAAGAGAGUUUGGCUAUAAACGGUAUCUCUCUGUACUUUAUGUUCAACCUUGAUUCAAACCUAAAUCAUUGUCUUCCUAGAAAUAUCUUAUGCAGCUUGAUGAUACUUCUUUUUUCGUUUAGGAUUUGUGUUUAAGAAGUUUUUUCUUUUGAUAUUCUGGAGUACGGUUUAGGACCCUCUUUAGUGAUACA
Brassica napus (rape) is the source of this 1901-nucleotide messenger RNA. Its product is annotated as F-box protein At1g30790-like. Bases 409 to 1587 code for a protein of 392 amino acids. Lineage: Eukaryota; Viridiplantae; Streptophyta; Magnoliopsida; Brassicales; Brassicaceae. The transcript has a single exon. The record is from RefSeq and is a predicted model, not a curated record. Gene Ontology annotation, molecular function: protein binding.